AUGCGUGUACUUCUGUCCAGGACAUCAACACAUUUCAUUCUCGAGUUAAUUCAGAAUGCAGAUGACAACCAGUAUGAUUCUGAAAUUGUGCCCAGUCUGCGAUUGCUAUUGUACAAUGAUAGAGGUCAGAAAUAUUUCCGUUCUGACUGCAACGAAGUCGGCUUCACAUUCAAGCAACUUGACGCUCUGACACGAGUCGGUCAAAGUACCAAGGCCGCCGCCAUCAAUGACUCAAAGUCGUACAUCGGUGAAAAGGGCAUCGGAUUCAAGUCCGUGUUCAAGGUAGCUGAUGUGGUCCACGUUGCAAGUGGUCUUUACGAGUUCAAGUUUGACCGCAAUGCUCGUAUCGGAAUGAUUCUUCCCAUUCCCUCACACUUUCCUGCUGCAGAUCGCGUAACCGAUCAUACGCAGUUCCUUCUGGCGUUGAAAAGUCAACGCGACUACGAUGUCAUCAAGGAGGAGCUAAACAGUAUCGGGCCAGACCUGCUGCUCUUCUUGAGAAAUCUGGACCAGGUCUAUAUAUCUAUACGCGGCUCGAACAAGCGGUAUCGACGCAAGAUCACCAAAUUCGACGCAAGAUAUAAAGGAGAAACUGUGAAAAUAUCUGUUCACGGCGACGCUGUAACGUCAAAAGAAUACAUCGUCCAUCGACAUACUGUCGAGAAAUUACCUCUAGAGCCCCAGAGAGAAGGCACUGUUUCUUCUGAGGUUGUAAUUGCGUUUACGGUCGAUAAUGAAGCCACUCCCGUAUUCAACACUCAAAGGGUUUUUGCUUUCCUCCCAGUUAGUGACUUUGGCUUCCGUUUUCUUAUCCAUGCGGAUUUUAUCCUUGUAGCCAGUCGAGAGGGUCUCGAUGAAUCGAGCCUUUGGAACUGGUCUCUCAGGGAUGCAAUCCAGACUGCCUUCGUGGACGCAAUCCAUCGUCUUGCUGCACUAUCCCCUAUCCGGGAUGGGGAGGGACUGUGCUACAAGUGGCCGAAAUACCUCCCUCGUUAUCAUGAAACCUCAGGAUUUUGGCAUGGCCUCCAUCAAAAUAUGAUGAAUGCCUUGCGUGAUACACCUUUGCUUGAGUCGCGAGCGGGCGGCGCUCUACGAAAGCCUACUGAUCUCUACUGGGUACCUAGAGAUUGUAGAUUUGAGAACGGAACUCUUUUCGACCUCCCGUCACUUUUGCACUCGCACUUGUCGUUUGAGUAUGAUAGCGUAAGGCCGGAACUCUCCCUAAUUGGGGUCGACAAUCUUGAUAUCAAUGAUUUGUGGCGAGAAUUUUCCCAAUGGGUCAAUGAAGUUGGAAUCGACGGCCUAAAGAAACGGCCAAUCAAGUGGCAUCAAAGGGUCAGUUCGAUCUUCUGCGACCGAAAAGAACUACGAGAGAAGCUCCGACAUUUACCAAUUGUCCCUCUUCGGGAUGGCUCAUGGGUCAAGGCGCGCAAGGAUCGAGUGUUUUUUACUUCUACGGACACCGAAGAGCAUGUACCCACUGGCAUCAAGCUAUUUCUCGUGGAUCGCUCUGUAUCUGAAGAUCCAGCAAGAAGAAGAUUCUUGAGUUUCUUGGGAAUUCAAGAAUAUAGCCCUGCCCAAGUUUGCGAACUGAUUGUCAAACUGCACCGUGAUAUGCCUUCUGGGCCCUGCCGCACAGAAACGGAUCUUGUCACAGACGCUCUUUAUCUUUUUGAUCAUCGAUCGUUCCUCGGAUACAAAGUUCCUGACAUUUACCUUACCGCUAUAGAGGGUGGAAAGAAGAUUCGAAGCAGAAAACGCCAUCUCUACUUGGUCGACCCCGGUGUCAAGCCAGGUUUGAUAGCAAAAUAUCAGUAUACCGCGGAAAGUCCACUCGUGGUGCUCUCUGAUAAGUAUGAGGCUGAGCUCUGCAAAGACCGACCACAAGAACAUGCAGAGCUAUUUCGACAGUGGCUCCUGAAAUCCGAAUACAGAGAGUUUUCCACAAUCCCGACACUUUUACACGAUAACAAACUGAGCGUCGAGUGGCACUUUCUUAGCAGACACGAUGUGAUGGAUUUGCUACAAGCCAUCAGGCUACAAUGGGACAAAACAGGGAUUCUAUCCCCCAAAAUCAUCGAGGCUGCGGCAGAACUACAAGUGCCUUGCUGCGAUGGACAUUCGAGAUCUCUAGGCCUCCUAGCUAUCCCAACUACGGAGCUGGAGCAAAAGUGUCCGCAUCUCGAUUUUGUGAACCUUCCCGAUCCUGCAGUGUACAACUGGGGGUUUCUAUCAGAUAUGGGCGUCUUAACCAACCACAAUACAACAGCAACUCUACGAGAGCUCCAAAAGAUUGCACAGCUCCAGGUAGAUGAGGUAGAUCAGGAUGCAAUACGCGAAAUUUACGAAGCACUGAACGCAAGCAUGCGUUCCGAGUGGAAGGAGAUAAACACGGCUUUCCUGGAAAAGCCCCUUGUAUUCGUUAAAAAACCAAAACGCAGAUGGUUAAGCCAUCUUUCCUGCGUCUGGGAUGCCCCAGUUGCUCUGAAGCAGGUCACAAAACUCAGAGAUCGCUACCGCACAUGCAAGCAGUUAUUCAGUUCCAUUCUGUGUGUGAAGAAAGUCAGCACUGGAGACAUUGUCGAGGAACUGUGUUCUGUCUCAGAUGGAGGCGACCUGGAUGUCCAGCGCUUCAGUGAGCUGUUCUUUUUACUAGAGAGCUAUCGUUCUCAUCAUGAAGAGCUGAGCAAGGAUCAAGUUCGAAGAAUCCGAGAAGCUGCGGUAUUUCCUGUCGUGGCUGAAGGGAGAAACGGUGACAAACAGCCGAAUAUCUCUUUGCAGUCUAUAUGUGAGAGUGAUUGGUACGUUCCAGACCAAAUGCCCCUGGAGCGAGCUUUUCGACGCAGGGUCGCUAUGCUUAGCAUGCCUGUAAAGGACGUUAGGUCUUUGCGUACUCUCUUUGAGGAUCUUGACUGCGAGCAACGGUUUCUCUCUUAUGCGGUUGAGCAAACAACUGAAUUGAGAGGCACAUGUAUUCGUGACUUGCGUCGGGAAGGUGAUCUCAUGACCCGACUUGAAUAUAUUGCGCUAGCGACAGAUCAGUCGGCACUCGUCGAGGAUAUCACGAUACAAAUGUGGUCGGUAUCAUCAAUCCUAACUAAAAGUCGAUUGGGAGACACUGAGAUAAGCGAUCAAGACAAGUUAAUCACGAUCAGAGAUGAUGGAGGGGUCACAAACAUAUACAUCCGCGAAGAUAUAUUCAUGGACAACCAGGCCCUGGUCAAUCUUGAAUUGCAGGAGCAUUUUAGUAGUCUAUGGGACGUUGAUACCGAGCACACCGAGCUGGUCCACCCCCUCCUGACUGCACCUAUUGUUGAAAUACCUGUUAUCUUGGAGCGAUAUAAUAUCGAAAUACCCGAAAACUCGGACAAUGGAGACGCUGGCAAUCAAGAAAGCAACAGCGAGGAUCAAGAAAGCGACAGUGAGGAGCAAGCGACGACGAUUGCACAUCUAACCACAACCUACUCCGUUAACGAUUCUGGUAGGGAGGCAACGAUGGAGAGCGACCACGAAAGCCAGUUUAUCGACUUGGCAAGACAAUUCAGGAAUCUUAGAAUCUCACCGGCAGCAGGUGGCAACGAUGAGGAAUUCAUCACUCCAGCAAGCUCACCUCGACUUGUCCCACGGCACGAAGUGAUUCCUUCUCACAAUCCAAGGAGUCAGAGAAUAGUCCAAAAAGCGAGUGUACUUCAUGCAGACGAGACACCAGUUGCGAGAGCUCCGAGGAGCAGCGCUCAGUUUGGCGGUAUACUAGACCAACGUUUGCCAACAGAAACAGCAGAAAAACAACCCGGUGGGGGAGAUAUUUCUUUGCCUCGCUAUCCAACCAUGGAAACUACUUUCUACCAGAAUCCCUCCGGCUUAAACACCCCCAGACCCUCUCAAAAUUCUCCCAGAGCCUUUGAAGUUCCAUCUAUCAGAUAUAGGGAGAUUGGGUUCCUUGGGGAGCGUUUCAUUUAUCAUAUGCUUCAACCUCGUAUCAAGGAUUGGACAUAUGAGAAUUGGACGAGUAAGUUGCGAGUCGAGGCCGGGCAUCCCCGAUUCACAGAGCGCGAAAAGGACUUUUCCGACUUUACCUACCUGGAUCGUUUUGGUCAAAUGAAAAGAGUGCUGCGAGAGGCUGGCAUGGACGUAAUCGUCGACUGGUCUCAUAACACGAAAUUUCAUCUCGAGGUCAAGACGACACUAGGUCCUUGCAGCGAGCCAUGUUUCGUGUCCCAGAAUCAACUUGACAAGAUGCGUCAGUACGAAGGGAACUUGAGUAACGCCUACAUCUUAGUUCGGGUUUUCCAGAUAGAAGCAGCUGGUGGUCCAAGUUUUCGAUUCUUUCCAAAUCCUUGGAGCCUCUACAUGGAGGGGGCUCUCGACUUCAGGUCGAAUGAAGGAUAUAAGGUGUAUGGGUUGGCAUAA
Molecule: messenger RNA, 4410 nt
Organism: Fusarium redolens
Lineage: Eukaryota; Fungi; Ascomycota; Sordariomycetes; Hypocreales; Nectriaceae
Exons: 7
Coding region: 1-4410 (1469 amino acids)
Source: RefSeq, a predicted model, not a curated record